Molecule: messenger RNA, 1548 nt
Organism: Symbiodinium pilosum
Lineage: Eukaryota; Dinophyceae; Suessiales; Symbiodiniaceae
Source: the annotation of a GenBank genome assembly
AUGGCAGAAGCACAUGGCAGGGAGCUCCUCCUGGAGACCUUCCAGUUUCCAAAGCCUCCCCGCUGCUGCCUCGCUGUUGCGGUAUCGUUAUGGUGCUUUUGCUUUGCCUCCGGUUGGAUAGCCCUCUUCAAUUGCGGGCAGAAUGAGCUGGACCAGCUUAGCAAAGGCCAGCACGUCCAUGUUGUGAACCAUCUGCAGCGACUGAAGAAAGCGCAGUCUUAUGUCGGACUAUCUUGCGACGCCGACUGUGAGAGAGCUGCCGGAAAAGAAGUGGAAGUGAAGCGUGUGGGCUACCAGUAUGUCGAUGUUUUCUACCCUCCGGCUUCUGAGCCAGACGCUUCGCUCGAGCUUGCUGGGCCAGCCUUGCAAGAGAUGUGGUGCAGCGAUGAUACCAUCUGGACGGUCGGCCUUAUAGCAGUGAUCUUGCUUGGCAUAUGUGGCUUGUUCCUGAGCCCGGUUCUUCUGCAGCACCAGUGGCUCCAGGAGAAGAACCACCGGCAGAUGCAGCGAGACAUGGCCUCCAGGUCUUGCCAUGUCUAUUGCAUGCCGUUAGCCGGCGCGACGUGGAAGUUCUUCGCCUCCACCGAGUUUCUGAUACAUCGGACCUUGUGCUGGCAGUGGUUUCCCUGGGCAGACCUCCUAGUGCCUGUUGUCAACUUCAUCAUCUCGGUCAUUGUGGGCGGGUUCACGCUCGAAUCGGUUGCCCCAAGUCUAAUCAUCUUUUUACUCUUCCUCGCCGCCCGCAUCUGUUUCCGGGUUUGGUCCUCGCUGCAAUUUCACAGACGUCUGGCCAAGCGACGAGCUGAUCUAUAUGUUUGUGCCUCAGCCACAUCAAGCCUGAUCAGCUUUGUUUGCGAUGGUCGCGCCCACUUCUACCACAACAUCGGCGACGUCCCGCCCCACGUCCCUGCUGGACCGAGGUGGUGGUUCUUUUCAGAGCUGGCCCUGGGCCGCACACAGCUGGUAGCUCUACGUGAAACGGCAUCGAACGAGGAAGCCAAGAUCAGCUGGUAUCUGAAGGUGGUCUACGGCAGGAAUGGAGACCAAUAUCACGGACGCCACCGUCUCUGGUCAGUCCGGAAAAGGCUCUUCCCCGUAGAUCAAGCUCGAGUUCAUGACUUUCAGAAGUGGCUGGCAGAGCCGGAGAGGCGGACACUGUUUCGCUGUGUGGGGACCACUGCCUUGCAACAGAACGUCAUUAAGCCAACCGCAGCGACUUUGCUGCAGCCCUUCCACAUACCGCCCGGGGACAUGCACACGCCGCUGAGCACCAGUAACCUUGUAUUCACGGCAGAUUUGCAACAGGUGGAUGGCACCUUCCGCUUAUUGCUGCUGUCCAUGUCCGCAGAGGAAGCUGCAAGCUUUACGUUCACCACUGUCGACACACUGGCAGACGUUCUUUACACCAUUGCAAGCAAACGAGAGUUCCGGAGCUUUCAGGUCAAGAUCUUCCUGAGCAAUGGCGUAGCGCUGGACUCACUGGACGCACGCAUGUCUGUCCCAAAGCUGCUGGAAAUCGCUCAAGAGGCGGAUCUUUUUGAUGAGUGA